GAUUAAAGAAAUCAAAAUAAGUUUUCGAGAAGAGUAAGGACUCAAGACUCCACUCCCGGCUGUACCAAGAACGGAGAGAGACAGAGGAGAGAGUGGAGAACAGGAGAGCGAAGUCAACCAGGCAGGCAAAAUGUGUUCAACAGGGAGGUUUGCGUUUGUGCUAGUAUUAGCCUUUUCAGUUGCAGUUGCGGAGAGCAGAGAUUCAUUUGGUGUAUUGGCUCAAAAAAGCUUUCCCCUUGCAAAUAAGAGGGCAGGGUUAACUUCAGCCAAUGGAAAGCUGUGUCAACUAUGUGAGCAGUACUCAACUGAAGCACUGUUCUACCUCCAACAAAAUGAAACCCAAACUGAGAUUCUUAGCAUCCUCCACCAUGCAUGCGCAAACGUUGGACCUCUAAAACAGCAGUGCAUCACUCUGGUUGACUACUACAUUCCCCUUUUCUUCCUGGAGGUUUCGGUGGUACAACCUGAAAAGUUCUGUGAAUCAGUCCAUCUCUGCAGAAAGGGAACGAUGCUUAACCUACCAACUCGAGGAGAUAUAUGCGGACUCUGUCAUCAUGUUCUUGUUGAAGUUCUUAUCAUGCUAAAGGAUCCUGACAUGCAGCUGGAGAUAGUUGACAUACUUCUCAAAGCAUGUGGCAAGGCAGAUAAUUAUGUGCAGCAGUGCAAGAAGAUGGUCCUUGAGUAUAUCCCUUUGAUUCUGGUGAAAUCCCAGAAGUUCCUUGAAACAACAGACGUUUGCUCAGAGAUACAUGCAUGCAAAACGGGCACACAAGCUUCAGAAACCAUGCUUCUAUCUGCCACAUCAUGAAGACAAUGUAAAUCAAGAAAUUGCUUAUUUCCCAAGUGAUUGAACUGGUAAAUGAAUUGAAGAUCAGAUGCCUAUGGCCCUGUGGGGUGUCUUCCCUCUAUUGCUGAAACACUACCAAGUGACCAAAUUUGAUGUAGAUAUCUGUGUUGUAUAUUUUGAACCAUGUUCUGCUCUCUGAAGUUUGAACCAUGGAGCAGCUACACCAACAUUCAUCGAGCAUACAACUGUAUCAGGCCAUUGAACUGAAAUGCUUCACAUGUAAUUAUCACAUUGGAUCAUUAUUGUUUAUCAA
Oryza brachyantha (malo sina) is the source of this 1100-nucleotide messenger RNA. Its product is annotated as proactivator polypeptide-like 1. The record is from RefSeq and is a predicted model, not a curated record. Gene Ontology annotation, biological process: sphingolipid metabolic process. The coding region runs from base 131 to 808 and encodes 225 amino acids. The transcript is spliced from 6 exons. Lineage: Eukaryota; Viridiplantae; Streptophyta; Magnoliopsida; Poales; Poaceae. Gene Ontology annotation, cellular component: lysosome.